AUGUCGCGCUCUUUCCGCGUAUCUCCUACGCACAACAUCGCGUAUAAACAGGACUGCGAGUAUAGCAUUCAGCUGAAUCGCUGGUUCCUGAAACCGAUCGGCGCUUGGCCCGGGACCGAUAUGUCGAUCAGCAUCGCGGACAAAUUGCUGUCGCGCUGUAUCCAAUUCAUCUGUCAUUCUUUGAUUGCCUUUACCGUAGUGCCCUGUGCGCUGUACAUCUUAUUCGAACCGGACGUGCGUUUGAAACUGAAAGCUUUCGGCCCGAUGAUACACUGGCUGAUGGGCGGCGCGAAUUAUUGCUCAUUGCUGUUUCGUAGCUACGAGAUACGCAAGUGCGUGGAUCACAUGCGCGACGAUUGGCAGGUCGUAAAGAGAGCGUGCGAUCGCGAAGUGAUGCUGAGGAACGCCAAGUUCGGCCGAUUUGUGUCCGGUUUUUGUGCAGUCUUCAUGCAAGGUGGCGUCUGCUCCUACAGCAUCAUUACCGUUCUGACAUCGGUGAUCAUUCGUAUCGACAAUGUCACCGUAACGAUGCAUCAGCUGCCGUGUCCGUUCUACACGGAGCUAGUGGAUGUCAGAUACAGUCCGGCGAAUGAGAUUAUAAUAGGCCUUCAACUACUGUCGACUUUUAUAGUCAACUCCAUCACGGUAGGCGCAUGCAGCCUCGCCGCAGUUUUUGCUAUGCAUGCCUGCGGCCAGUUAAGCAUUCUGAUGAUGAGACUAGACGAACUUGUCGAUGAGACGAAAGACAAACGUGAGACCACGCAUCGGAAACUGGCUGCCAUCGUGGAGCAUCAUUUACGUGUACUAAGUUUUGUAUCACGAAUAGAAACAAUUAUGCAUCAAAUAUGUCUCGUCGAGUUAUUGGGAUGCACGACUGAUAUGUGCAUGCUCGGAUAUUAUACGAUCACGGAAUGGGAAUUGCACGAUACGAAAAAUUUGCUUACAUACUUCACUAUAUUUGUAGCUAUGUCAUGCAACGUUUUUAUAUUUUGUUACAUAGCUGAAAUCCUUACUGACCAGUGUCAAAAAAUAGGCGAAAUGGCGUACAUGACGGAAUGGUAUCGGUUGCACCAUAAAAUUGCGCUUGACUUGAUCCUAAUAAUCUCGAGAUCAAAUGCCGUCAUAAAAAUAACUGCCGGAAAAAUGAUACAAUUAUCUAUUGCUACUUUUGGAGAUGUAAUAAAAACAGCGUUUGCAUAUUUAAAUAUACUCAGAACGGUAGCAAUGUAA
Messenger RNA from Cataglyphis hispanica, 1230 nucleotides. RefSeq names its product odorant receptor 22b-like. The record is from RefSeq and is a predicted model, not a curated record. Bases 1 to 1230 code for a protein of 409 amino acids. Gene Ontology annotation, cellular component: plasma membrane. Gene Ontology annotation, biological process: sensory perception of smell; detection of chemical stimulus involved in sensory perception of smell. Lineage: Eukaryota; Metazoa; Arthropoda; Insecta; Hymenoptera; Formicidae. Gene Ontology annotation, molecular function: olfactory receptor activity; odorant binding. The transcript is spliced from 5 exons.